Molecule: messenger RNA, 2707 nt
Organism: Scleropages formosus (Asian bonytongue)
Lineage: Eukaryota; Metazoa; Chordata; Actinopteri; Osteoglossiformes; Osteoglossidae
Gene: cmah
Product: cytidine monophospho-N-acetylneuraminic acid hydroxylase
Exons: 15
Coding region: 540-2294 (584 amino acids)
Biological process (GO): CMP-N-acetylneuraminate metabolic process
Cellular component (GO): cytoplasm
Molecular function (GO): CMP-N-acetylneuraminate monooxygenase activity; 2 iron, 2 sulfur cluster binding
Source: RefSeq, a predicted model, not a curated record
AGGAAAUUAUUUCUAAUCUAGAGGCUAUUUUUUGUGAUCCAUGUGAUUAGCAAAUGACAGCUGUCGAUGUUUGGAUAAACCGGCUUAUGCAGUUACUGUGUAGUGUGAAAAAAUGUUGAAGUAGUUAAUAUUUUGAAGUGAUUAUGUUCUACUAGUCUAGUAGUGUGAUGUAAAAGUAAAGACGUUGAGAAAAUCAUAAUCAUAUGCUGUCUGUUGACGAGAUCGAUCAUGUUGAUUGCGAAACGAAACAAAGAAAGUUUCUUGACCGUUGCCGCCCCGACGCACUUUCGUCCGGAAUAAACAUCACUUUUGCGUCGGACUCAAGGAAGUCUCGAAACUAGCAAGUGUUGCUAUGCCUUAUGAUCAUGUCCUAAGGAAGCAACGCAAAGCGUUCGGUGAGACUUGCGUCUCUAUGGAGCUGUUCUCCCAUCGCCGCUCUUGUCUUGAAAACGUGUCUGAGUUGUAGUACGGAUCUCCAGUGGCUCAUCGGUUCCAGGGAAAGAAAGGACAUUUCUGUCACAGCUCAGUAGAAUCAGGUGAUGGCUCAAAAGGCAAGGACUGUUCUCACGUUAGAUGCAGAAACCGUGAAUGCGCUGAAGCAUGGCAUCAAUUUUAAGAAAAAUCGUGAGGAUGGGAAAUGUUACAUAAUUUAUAAGGAUAACCGAGGUUUGAGAGCUUGCAAAAACCAGUGUAAACAUCAAGGAGGACUGUUUAUUGAAGAUAUGGAGGAUAUAGAUGGAAAAACAGUCCGCUGUACAAAACACAACUGGAAGCUGAAUGUAUCUUCAAUGGAAUACGUGAAUCCCCCAGACUGCUUCACACAAGAUGAGCUGGAAGUUGUCUGGGUGAAUGAAGGUGUCCAGUUAGUUGAAUUAAGUCCACCCGAUCCUUGGAAUGUAGACCCAAAGACCCCAGAGGAACUAGAAGUUGGGGAAGUAACGGUGACAUAUCUGACGCAUGCAUGCAUGGAGCUCAAAUGUGGGAGGAAAACAAUGCUCUUUGACCCCUGGCUCACUGGCCCGGCAUUUGCCAGGGGUUGGUGGCUGCUCCACAAGCCACCCGAAGAUUCCUUGGAGAGGCUCUGCCAAGCCGAUGCCAUCUACAUCAGCCACAUGCAUUCUGACCAUCUGAGUUACCCUUCCUUAAAAACACUGUCUGACCGUCGACCCGAUGUGCCUAUAUAUGUAGGAGACACUUCACGCCCUGUCUUUUGGUACCUCAGAAGCAGUGGAGUGACACUGACCAACAUCAACGUGGUUCCCUUUGGCAUUUGGCAGAAUAUUGACGAGCACUUGCGGUUUAUGAUUCUGAUGGACGGCGUGCACCCUGAAAUGGACACUUGCAUAAUUGUGGAAUACAAAGGUCACAAGAUUCUGAAUACGGUGGACUGCACGCAGCCAAACGGGGGUCAGCUUCCCUCUGCUGUGGACCUCAUGAUGAGUGACUUUGCUGGUGGGGCAUCAGGGUUUCCCAUGUCCUUCACAGGGGGCAAAUAUACAGAGACGUGGAAAGCAGAGUUCAUCAAGAAUGAAAGAAAGAAGCUUCUGAACUACAAAGCUCAGCUGGUCAAGACCUUACAGCCCAAGAUUUACUGUCCUUUUGCAGGCUAUUUCAUUGAAGCACACCCAUCUGACAGAUACAUUAGAGAAAUCAAUAUGAAGAAUAGCGCAGAAGAACUCAAUGCACUUACCAGGAAACUUAACCCGUCCAUUAAAACCUGGACCCCGAAGCCAGGCUCUGUACUGGAUCUGAGUCUAGCUUUGAAGGACCCCUCCAGCAGCAUGGCCAUUACUGACCCCCCUCCCAACACGCAGCUCUAUAUGAAUAAAUGGGAAUUUGAUCUUUACAUGGAUGAGAUCAACAGUGUCAUCACUGAUGACAUAUUUAAGCACAAGAACUGGAUCCAGUUUUAUUACAGAUGGGCAGAUUUCAAGGACUACAAUCUUGUUGUGAGGGUCAUUGAAACAGAUGAGGACUUCAGGCCUUUUCCUAAUGGUUAUGACUACUUUGUGGACUUCCUGGACCUCUCCUUCCCUGGUCAAAGGCCAGAGAGAGAUCAUGCCUACCUCGAGAUAAAGAAUAGAGUUGGAGUGAUGCGUUACAUAGUGAAGAAUGGCCUUCUCUGGGACAGUCUCUACAUCGGCUUCCAGAACCGGAUCAGCCGAGAUCCAGAUAUGUUCCACUUCCGUUUCUGGAAUCACUUCCAAAUAAAGCUACCAACCAAAAGACCAGACUGGAACUUGUUCCUGCUGCAGGAAACAUCAGUCCCAGUGCAAGCAGAUUCUCACAGAUAAUGUGCAAGUUGAUUUAAAAUUAAUCUCAUCACCUAUUGUUCAGGUAAUAAUUACUGAGAGUUAAAUAUUGGUUCUACCGGUGUAAAUCUACUGUAGACAAAUAUUUAAAGUGGAUAAGUGUGCAAUUUAGUAAUUUAUGCGUCAUUAUGGAUAGUGUCAUUUUUUGUUUUCUUGCAUUUCUAUUAUAAUUUUAAUGAAGUUGUACUGCAAUGGCCUUGCCUAUAUAUGUACAAUGAUCAGUUCCAUUGUCAGUGUAUGAUUCACAAUCUCAGUUGCUAAUGCAAUCCUGUGAGGAAAACAUGAGUUUUAUUUUAUUUGACUUUAGUAGUGGAUCCCAUUGUACCGUUGUCAUAUGUUUACUGACAUUUUAUUGCUGCAACAAAAAAAAAGGAAAUGAAUGUGAAAUGUAAUAA